Molecule: messenger RNA, 3994 nt
Organism: Gekko japonicus
Lineage: Eukaryota; Metazoa; Chordata; Lepidosauria; Squamata; Gekkonidae
Gene: APPL1
Product: adaptor protein, phosphotyrosine interaction, PH domain and leucine zipper containing 1
Exons: 22
Coding region: 79-2202 (707 amino acids)
Biological process (GO): signaling
Cellular component (GO): cytoplasm; endosome membrane
Molecular function (GO): identical protein binding
Source: RefSeq, a predicted model, not a curated record
UUGUGGUUGCGCGGAGAAGGCAAGCUGGUCAGCUGGGUGCGGCGCGAGGGGUCGGUGUGUGAAGACUCAGCCGUCGACAUGCCUGGGAUAGACAAGCUGCCCAUCGAGGAGGCGCUGGAGGACAGUCCCCAGACUCGGUCUUUGCUGGGUGUAUUUGAAGAAGAUGCUGCGGCAAUAUCUCGUUACAUUAACCAGUUAUAUAAAGCCAUGCACCGAAUUUAUGAUGCCCAGAAUGAAUUAAGUGCAGCAACACAUUUAACUUCGAAGCUUCUGAAAGAAUACGAGCAGCAGCGCUUUCCUUUGGGUGGUGAUGAUGAAGUUAUGAAUUCUACUCUGCAGCAGUUUGCAAAAGUGAUAGAUGAGCUCAGUUCGUGUCAUGCUGUUCUGUCAACUCAGUUAGCCGAUGCCAUGAUGUUUCCCAUUACUCAGUUUAAAGAAAGGGAUUUAAAAGAGAUAUUGACUUUAAAAGAAGUUUUCCAGAUCUCAAGCAAUGAUCAUGAUGCUGCCAUCACCAGAUAUAGUCGUCUGUCAAAAAAAAGAGAAAAUGAGAAGGUCAAAUAUGAAGUUACAGAAGAUGUGUAUACUUCCAGGAAGAAACAACAUCAGACUAUGAUGCAUUAUUUCUGUGCAUUAAAUACUCUUCAGUACAAGAAGAAAAUCGCUAUGUUAGAACCUUUAUUAGGAUACAUGCAAGCUCAGAUAAGCUUCUUCAAGAUGGGAUCAGAAAAUCUUACUGAACAGCUAGAAGAGUUUUUAACAAACAUUGGAACAAGUGUGCAGGAUGUUCGCAGGGAAAUGGAUCGUGAAGUAGAGACUAUGCAGCAGACUAUAGAAGACUUGGAGGUAGCCAGUGACCCGCUGUAUUUGCCUGACCCUGAUACUACAAAAUUUCCUAGCCAACGGAACCUUACUCGGAAAGCUGGUUAUCUUAAUGCAAGAAAUAAAACAGGGCUCGUGUCUUCCAGUUGGGACAGGCAGUUUUAUUUCACUCAGGGUGGAAACUUAAUGAGCCAGGCACGAGGAGAUGUAGCUGGAGGACUUGUUAUGGAUAUAGACAACUGUUCAGUCAUGGCUGUGGACUGUGAAGACAGAAGAUACUGCUUUCAGAUAACAUCUUUUGAUGGCAAAAAGUCUUCUAUUUUGCAGGCAGAGAGCAAAAAAGAUUAUGAGGAGUGGAUAUGUACAAUAAACAACAUCUCUAAACAGAUAUACCUAAGUGAAAACCCAGAGGAAAUUGCUGCACGUGUAAAUCAGUCAGCUCUAGAGGCGGUCACCCCCUCACCUUCCUUCCAGCAGAGACAUGAGAGCAUGAGGCCAGCAGUACAGUCCCGUCCUCCCACAAAUCGUACUAGCAGCACUGGGUCUUUGGGAUCUGAUUCAGCAUCUCUGUCAGCGCUUUCUUUGGAUUCACUUGUUGCACCUGACACACCUAUACAGUUUGACAUCAUUUCUCCAGUGAGCGAAGAUCAACCUGGCCAGGCAAAAUCCUCAGGACAGUCAGGCAGGCGUACAAACCCUUUUGGAGAAUCUGGAGGGGUUAAAUCAGAAACAGAAGAUUCUAUCCUUCAUCAGUUAUUUAUUGUAAGAUUCCUUGGAUCCAUGGAAGUGAAGUCUGAUGAAAAUCCUGAUGUGGUUUAUGAAACUAUGCGCCAAAUACUAGCAGCUCGAGCUAUACAUAACAUUUUCAGAAUGACAGAAUCACAUCUGUUAGUCACAUGUGACUGUUUAAAGUUAAUUGAUCCACAGACACAAGUUACAAGACUCAGGUUUCCUUUGCCAAAUAUAGCUCUGUAUGCUACACAUCAGGAAAACAAACGCCUUUUCGGAUUUGUGCUUCGAACUUCAUCAGGGAGACCAGAUAGCAGACCGACUUCAGUAUGCUAUAUAUUUGAAUCAAACAAUGAAGGGGAAAAGAUAUGUGACUCCGUAGGACUUGCAAAACAGAUUGCAUUUCAUGCUGAAGUGGAUCGCAGAACCUCAGAAAAACAGAAAGAAAUAGAGAGGGUGAAAGAGAAACAACAAAAGGAGCUCAGCAAACAAAAGCAAAUUGAAAAGGACUUGGAAGAGCAAAGCCGUCUAAUAGCUGCUUCUAGUAGAUCUAAUCAGAGUGCUGGAGAGGGCCAAUUUGUUGUCCUUAGUAGCCAGUCAGAAGACAGUGAUUUGGGAGAAGAAGGGAAGAAGAAACUUGAAUCUGAAGCAUGAGCUGACUUCCGGAGUCGUCUUUGGACAUGUUGUCUGAGAUGAGAUGGCAUAGAAUGCAGAAGAAACAAAGGUGGAGGGUUUCCUUUAUUAGAUGAGACUUCAUAUUUUGAACUUUCAUUUUUCUUUUCCUGCACUUGCAUAAUGUAGAUACGGACUUUCUUUCAUACUGUAAGGAAUAAUGUUUAAUGGUUGUAGCAGAAUUGGAGUUUAUGGACUUUUUUUGGUUACCAGGGCGAUCUUAAUGACGUAAAUAUCUGCAUAAAUUAAGUAUGAGUUUACUCUUCAUUUUCAAAAUGUGCUUUAAAUAGGUAUCUUGCUAUUUGCUGCUAAAUGAUUCUAAAUGGCCCGGGGAAAAUAAGUAGUGCAAAACCAGAAAAAUCACGAUAGUGUUUUAGAUGAAAUGAUUUUCGUCACUUUUAUUUGAAAUUGCAAUGGAUGUUAUUGGCCUUAGCUUCUCAACAUAUUUUUGAUGACUUCCUUGAAUGGUGACUGCAAAACUAAUGCAGGCUAGCAAUUGGAGUGGGUGUAAUUGUCCAUGUAACAAAUGUUUCCAUUUAAAGAUGAGAACAGUAUAUGUGUGUCCAAGUAAUUGACAAUGAGCUUGCAAUGCGUUAGUGGCAUUCAGUAAAUCUUUGGAGUUAGGUUUGAGAAUAUUGAUAGAACUGUUUGCUCAAAGAAUUUAUAAACUAACCAUUGAGAUAUAUGAAUUAAAAUCAGAUAUACAGCUGUCUAAUUUUGUUGACAGCUGUUUUGCUGGACAACUUUGCUAAACAGCUUGGCGUGCCACAUAAGUGCUUGUGUAGCUUGCAUAAAUCUGCUAAACUGCUGAGAACAGAAGGCUGAUCUCUGUUUUUAUUUAGAAAAAAAGUAACGUCUUAAAAUAUAUCAGAUGUCAGCAUUUUCCUCCUGCACCAGAGGACUCUUAAUACAAAUGAUUAGCUUUUAUAUUGUACUAAUUGCAGUAACUAGGAAACUCCAUUUCUGACUCCCAUACAUUAACAACUAGAAAUUAUAACGUCAUACAUCCGAAAUGAUCGAGCUGUUAGUUUCACUAAAAGCAAUCUGUAAAAUGGGCUUAAUCCAUGGAAGCUGUUCAGAAUAUCAGAGGCCAACAUUUAGUCUCCUGUGUGUUCUGCUGCAGGCUCUGUGUAUCAUUUAUAAUGUGAACAAAGGAAGCCUAUAUCCUAUCCCCUUUCAUCCAAGCAGGGUUAUAUUUUUUUAAAAACUGCCGUAAGGAUUGCUCAAAAAACUGCCUUGACAUACCUAACUUUCUGUAGCUGAAAUGGGGAAAAAACCACUCUGAAGGAAAAAACAAAAAUGCAUCAUGAAUCAUUAGAUAUCUGAGACCUUUUGAAGUAUCCAUUAUGCUACCCACUCCUGAGACCUGUGGAGGAAGUUCUCCCAUAGAACUCUGAUACUGUUUCCCAAGAAGCUCUAUGAGUAUCUAUCAAAAGGGGCUGGAUGAUAUGGUGCCAGUAAAUUUAGGGGCUGCAGCUGUUAGCAGUUUCUCCCCCUUCCACCACCACCUUGAGUUUCUGCAAUUAUCAAGUCAUGCAUAAAGCUGAUGAAAUACAUUUAAUGCUGCUUCAUUUACUUGUGGUAAAGGAAUACUAAACUAUGCCUCGGCCACACGGGCAGGAAAAUGCGGGGGGGGGGGAGGCGUGGCUGUUUGCCCCGGAGCAAACUAACGCGCGACUGCACGAUCAGGCUUCGGGUUGAGGUCCUAUCGAGCUCCCAUGGUUAGGGGGGAGGUGCCAAUCACACGCAGCAAAGAAGUGGAGCAGCGCGGCAA